Acaulospora colombiana is the source of this 1423-nucleotide messenger RNA. The record is from the annotation of a GenBank genome assembly. NCBI's taxonomy places the organism in Eukaryota, Fungi, Glomeromycota, Glomeromycetes, Diversisporales, Acaulosporaceae.
AUGAUACCCAGCUUCGAAGUGUCGACUGGGAUGAACGAAGAAGGCGGCUUCCAGUACACCCUCGAAACUCUGGAGUUCCUAUUCAGCACAGGCCGCACCAUGGCUUUGUGGAUGUCUGCACUAGCUCUUGCUAUUUCCUCUUCAUACCUAUUGUGUUCUACAUCGUUGUGGCAAUUGGCCACUUUGAUAUUCAAGACCUUCGAAGAACAGGAUGGCUAUUUGAUGUCGGUACAACACAUCAACCUUGGUGGAAAAUCUACACUUAUUGGACUAUCACUAGCUUGCAGUGUCACUGACCGUCAUCGAUUUAUAGUGCACCCUCCUUUGAAUGUCCCUGCACUUGCUGUCUCACUCGACCAAGAAGUGGAGACAAACCGCGAGCUCGUGGCACAUGGAUAUUCCAACCUUUUAGCAGGAUUUCUCGUUUUAUUCUAUCGUGUGGGUGGGGGCACCCGCCUUGCUGGAUUUUUACUUGCUUGUGCUACUGCCAUAAUCAUGAUGGCCGGGACUGCCCCAAUCGGGUACUUGCCUGUGAUGGAAACCGCCCGCGAAUUACUAGAUACAGCCAAAUGGAACCAUAACCCUAUCCGGUUCCUUGUAGUCGAUUUCUCACUCGUCCUUGGAGUGGAUCUUUCGGCGUCUGAGGCUUUUGUCCGUUUACAACGCCUUCUCGCUGCCAAAAAUGUGAUUCUAGUCCUAUGUGGCUUCCAAAUGGAUUCUCAUAUCGGACGUGCACUCAAAAGUGUUGAACUCUUCGAAGCAGACAACGUCGAAGUUUUCGCAGACAUCAAUGACGCCAUAGAAUGGACAGAAAAUGUCUACCUAAAAGCCUGGUUUGACUCCAUUAAAGAAGAGACCAAGGUACCAGAAGUAAGGCCCAUCACACUUCCCGGCCGGGCCAAACUCGCAUUCUCCAUGAGUGAAUCUUGGCAGCAAUCUCCUAGAAGAUCUCAUAUCCACAAUGUUGCGGGUCGGGUCAUGCGUGCUAUCACAAGAGAGCAAGACGAAGAUCCAGAAAGUGAAGUCCCUGAGCCAGCACCAACGCUUUUCAAAACAUUUUCUGGUUACGAGGCAGACCUCUCACCGAUGUUCUUUGUUCCCAUGCUCCGUUAUUUUACACGAGUUGAGAUUCCGGAUGGCACGACCCUUUGGGAACGUGGUGACGAUCCGGACGGAAUUUACGUAGUGGAGUCAGGAGUCCUAAGGGCGAUCUAUGACUGGGAUAAUUCCGACGUCAUUACCGAAUCCAUGGUCUCUGGUACCCUUUCCGGAGAAUUAUCUGGACUAGCAAACAUGACUCGCAAUGCCAAGGUAGUCUCCGAGAAGGAUAGUGUCCUUUGGAAGCUAUCCAAAGAAAAUUGGAACCGGUUCAAAGAUGAGCAACCUGCGCUUUCUCAUCGAUUUGUCGAGCUCGUGCUAAGAG